AGGUCGUGCGAGCGCGGGGCAUUUGGCGUUUCGGGACUGACUUCAGUUGGUGCGUGCGAGUGGGUCGGGUCGGUCGGUCGGUGCUUGUUGAAUUGUGUCGAUCGUCAUCGUGCUUUUCGAUUCUUCGCGCAUUUCUUCGCGGAGGUACUUUAUAUUAUCGACUUGAUCGUCUCGAUCUCGUGGACGCGGACGUCGCGAUUUAUUUGUUUGCGGAUAAGUUUGUUUGCACGCACAAUAAAUAGUGAUAUUCCGAGCUGCAUCUGCUAUUGAGGCUGCGGAAGGUGCGCGCGCUUAGCAGCAGCAGCAGCAGCAGCAGCCGAAGCAGGAUCGAAUCGUACGGUGUGGAUAAAUACGAGUAUAAAUUGCAAAUUGCUUUCGCUUCGACUUGUCGGAAAUGUUUCUCGCGCGAUCCUCGAGAGAAGGAGCGCGACGAAGUUGGCGCGACAAACAUAAGCUUCCAGCCGCGUAAAGGCGCCAAUCGCGAAAUGAAUUAGAGGCAUCUACUAUAAAUUGGAUCGCGUUCGACAAAUCGACAAACAACACGAGCCAUGAUAUCCGUUCUUGAGCAUUCAGGCAUGAGCAUUUCAAUUCUUUCGGCCGACUCGUCUCUCGCAAUCAGCAGUAACGCAGCGGCACGCGCACUCUCUCGACACUCGCACAGCACAUAUAAGCACGGUAUGGUCGAGGUUCUUUGAGAGAAAGAUUGGCGAGAUUGUGUUCCGUUCUUUAAUGGACGCUGCGCCGCCGAUCCAAGUUGCAUUCUCAGUCGAGACGAGACGUCGUUUGCCAAGAAAACAAGAUUCGAAAGGAGGAAGAGAGACCUUGAGACCUCUCUCUCCGCGGAGGGUUUAUACGGAUAUACCAAGAUAUCGGAAAUAAUCUCGGCUCUCUCGAAUGCUUGGAAAUAUGCGUUUGCCUGUACGCGAUUAUUCUUUCGAGUCUGAUGACGUGAUUCUGUCGCGGGAUGAUUAAUUGAUGCCGCGAGCAAUGCGUGCCAACGAGAUCGGAAUCGAUGCGAAAUCGAUCUCUCGCGCGAGAACGCUGAAUACGUUUACAACGAAUAGAUGCACGUGUAUAUCAGUGGGAAUUGCAGAGAUGUCGCGAAUUUGGAAUCGCGUCGCCACGAUUAGCGCGACCCUCGGCAUCGUUUUGCUCGUGAUAUUACUAGUAAUCUUGUGGUCGAACGUACGCAACGUAGACAGGAUCGGCCGAUUACGAAACGAUUCAACGCUCGAUCGUAUCGUCGAUCAAGCAAGGAAGAAGCAGCCCGACUACGGUCUUGCGACCACGACAUUGGAAUCGAUCGACCAGAAUUUCACCAACGAGGUGCUUCCCGAGGAACCACAAAAUACGAAGAAACGCAAUAAUGCAUCAUUGGUCGAUGUGUUGCCAUUCGCUAAGAGUAAUCUAGAAUACGUCAAGCCUUUCAAAAUUAGUCAAAAUCAAUAUGAAGAUCCACCCGAAGAAUUUUCCACGGCAAAGAGACAUCACAGUGGUCACUUUCGACAUGCGUCGGCCGAAGUUUGGGAUCCUCAUCCGCAAUAUGAAUUUACCGCCUUUGGAAGACGAUUUCGUUUGAGAUUGGCACACGACGCCAGUUUUGUAUCUCCCGAUAUAAAGGUGACGCAUAUGAGCGAGAACACAACUAGACGAGAACACGCUGGUCAUCAGUUGGGUUGCUAUUACAGCGGGUCAGUCGAUGGCGAUCCAAGUUCAGCGGUCAGUGUCAGCCUUUGUCACGGAAUGACUGGUCACGUGAAAACGUCAAUGGGAAGCUACUUUAUUAAACCCACCGAACAUUGGCGCGAGGAUGACAAGGAUUCUCUUGAGUCCUCGUUGCAGCACGCGAUCUAUCGCGUAUCCGCGACAGCGACAUCCAACUCGAACGAUAAUUCCAACUUUAAUAUGCCUGAAGAUAAAGUUGAGAAUCGCAACUGUGGAGUGAUGGAUUACGAGUCGGACGAUAGACCCUCGUUAACGGACGAUACUUUUGCUCAUAAAGUUGAUGUCGGAGCGCGUUCACGAGAACGUAGGUCGACGCGAAAAACCGCAUCGUUGGAACGGAAGCAAGAAGAGCAGGAAUACGAACGAUUCACAGAACAGAGCCAGCACCGUCUGGAUUUUUUUCACAAAGUGGAUUACGAUGACAGCUAUCAGAACGAGGAGUACACUCAGGACUCAAAAAUGGACUCGGAUUCUUUCGUAACGUGGAGACCACGGCGAGCUUUACCGCGUGAAUAUUUUAUUGAGAUUAUGGUAGUGGCAGAUGCAAAAAUGGUGGAAUAUCAUGGCAAUGGUUUAGUCAAUUACAUUCUUGUUCUAAUGAGCACGGUUUCACGUAUCUAUAAGGACCAAUCUAUCGGCAAUCCAGUGAGUAUAGCUGUGAUGAAGAUUAUCAAAACUGACGAGGUAUUUGGUAUCAAGCAUAGUGGAAGUGACGGAAUUGCGGCAGCCGAAAUGUUGAAACAAUUUUGCCAGUGGCAGAAACGUAACAAUCCAGAUGAACCCUCGCCCGAACAUCACGAUGCUGCGCUUCUUUUAACCAGAGAAAAUUUAUGCCACAAUCCGGGUCAAAAACGUUGCGAUACUUUGGGCUUGGCUGAAUUGGGUAGAAUGUGCUCGCCAGGUUCUUCGUGCGCCAUCGUACAGGAUAAUGGAUUAGCCGCGGCGUUUACUAUCGCACAUGAGAUUGGUCAUGUCCAUUUGGAAGAAAAAUUUGGAAUGAAUUACAGGCUCAACAUGCCGCACGACGACGAUGUCAAAUGUGCGGGUUUCAGGAAUCGUUCGGGUGUACAUAACGUCAUGUCUCGCAUGCUGGACGAUAAUACUUUUCCCUGGGAAUGGUCCAAGUGUUCCCGAUACUAUGUCACCGAAUUUUUUGAAGCCGGAUAUGCCAAUUGUUUGUUAGACGAACCAAGCAAAACGAUGGAAAGACAGGAUGGUCGGUUACCUGGCGAGGAUUAUUCGGAAAAUAAACAGUGCGAACUUGUUUUUGGGCAAGGAUCUAGAAUCUGUCCUCACAUGGUGAGUGAUGUGUGUAGGAGACUGUGGUGUACCGCGCCACUGUGGGACCAUCAUCAGCAAUGUCACACCCAGCAUAUGCCCUGGGCCGACGGUACAUCCUGUGGUGUCGACAAGUGGUGUCAUCGCGGCGAGUGUGUCUCGCGCAGGAAUCUCGAACCGGUGGACGGUCAAUGGGGCGAAUGGGGAAGAUACGGUGAAUGCUCGCGGAUUUGCGGCGGUGGUAUCAAAAGAAAGUAUCGCGAAUGCGAUAAUCCAGCACCAAAAAACGGCGGCAAUUACUGUAUCGGCGAGCGCGUCAAAUACCGCAGUUGUGGCACUAGAGAAUGUCCGCCAGGCAGUUCCGAUUUUAGAGAACAACAAUGCUCGAAAUUCGACAACAACAAUUUCAACAUUCAAAAUCUUGCUAGAGAUGUCAAGUGGCAUGCAAAGUAUACUAGAAUACUGCCGCAAGACCGUUGCAAACUAUACUGCCAAGUGGAAAGCAAUCAGUAUUACAUGUUACGUGAUAAAGUAAUCGACGGGACACCCUGUGGUCCUGAUACUUUUCAUAUAUGCGUCAACGGCCAAUGCAAGCUGGCUGGAUGCGAUCACGUUUUGAAUUCAACGGCCGAGCUCGAUACUUGUGGGGUCUGUAGAGGUGAUAAUUCUACUUGUCAGAGAAUUACAGGCUCCUACAACGCCAGUGUAUACGGUUAUACGAAAGUUGCAAAAAUACCUGCCGGUAGCAGCUACAUCGACAUUAGACAAUACGGAUGGCUAGGCUCUCAUAAUGACAGUAACUAUCUUGCGUUACGAAUCGGAGAAGACGGUGCAUAUAUCCUAAACGGCAACUUUAUGGUAAUGCAUCGUAAGGUGAUUGUGCAUCCAGGCAUCACCAUCGAAUACAGUGGACCAGAAUCGGUUGUAGAACGUUUAAAUAGUUCCCGGCCUAUUGUCAUCGAUUUAAUUUUAGAGGUAUUAUCUGUAGGAAACGUGUAUCCGCCGCAAAUUACGUACGAGUACACUGUACCGAAAAAAAUUCUAAACAGCUUUACGUGGUUGCUCAGCGAUUGGUCAACUUGCAAUCGAAUGUGUCAGGGUAUGAAAUAUCGUAAAAGUAUAUGUAGGAGCACCGAGCAUAAGGAUGAAGUACCCGAUGAUUAUUGCAGAGGCGAGGAAAAGCCGCAAGAAGACAGUCAGAUUUGUAACGCAUAUUGCAUGCUGCAAUGGCAAAUAACUUCUGUAUCCGAAUGCUCGAAUCAUUGCGGUCCAGGCUUGCGAACCGUUACUUGGCGAUGCGUUCAAAUCUUGUUAGAUUCGCCGUCCCAUUCUCCGCGACCUGUACCGGCGCACGCCUGCUUACACAUUGAAAAACCAAGCGAGCAUCAGUCGUGCAUAGGCCCGUGCGACGACGCUCAUUGGAGUUACAGCGAGUGGAAUACCUGUAGUACCUCGUGCGGUGGCGGUGUACAAUCGAGAGGCGCGAUAUGCGUUGAUUCGAAUGAGAGGCAGGUACGAGACGAGAAUUGCGCUAGGCAAGAAAAACAUCUCAAGAGGAUAUGCGGCCAAGAGGCUUGUCCGAAAUGGGAUCUAGGAGAAUGGAGUCCGUGUUCCGUGACUUGUGGCGUGGGAAAACGGCAUAGAGCCUCUUGGUGCCAAGUUGAGAAUCGCGUAGUAUCGCGUACCUUUUGUAGCGGUACACCAAUCGUAACGACAGAAAUCUGCGCUGCUGGUCCUUGUUAUCAGUGGCAUGCCGGCGACUGGAGUCCGUGUUCGGUGACGUGUGGCGAAGGAAUAUUACGCAGAAAAGUCAUUUGCCAAAAUGCCGAUGGUAUGAUGAGCGACGCAUGUCCCAUAUCCGAGAAACCGGAGACUUCGAUCGCUUGCACGCUGAAACCAUGUAUCAGUGCUGUGAGUCCACCGCCCGUCGUUUAUUCAUCCAAUCCUCCGCGCGAAGAUCCCUCCCAACAAGACAAUGAAAUUGAUAGCAAUGGUAUUACUUUCCAUUCGGGUUACAAAUGGCAUGUAGGAUCUUAUGGAGAGUGUUCGCGAAAAUGCAAUGCUGGAUACAAAAGUAGAAUAGUAAAGUGUAUCUCUUCAGAAACGGGAGUAGUUGCGCCCGAUUAUUAUUGCGACUCUAAUCAACAACCAAUGACCAAAAUUGCAUGCAAUCGUCAUCCGUGCCCAAUUUGGAAUACCGGUGAUUGGAGCGAGUGCAACGUAGGAUGUGGUAAUGGAUUUCAACAUCGCCAAGUUCGCUGCCAAAAUCAUCGUGGCGAAACUUUGCCAGACAAGGAAUGUACUGAUGAACAACCGAAAUAUGUGCGGAGAUGUCAGAAAGAAUCUUGUAAAACUAAUCCUAAAAACAUUAGGGAGAAUAAUUUGGAAUCUAACAUCGUCCGUAGAUGGAAAAUGUCUAAUUGGACUCCCUGCUCGAAAUCGUGCGGUACCGGGAUUCAAACGCGAAGGGUGGAAUGUACAAUGAGAAGAGGCAGUCAUGGACCGGAAAUACCCGUUAAGGACGAACAAUGCUCGAGAUCGAAAUUACGCAAGCCAAAAUCGCAGAGAUUGUGCCAACGCGUUGCUUGUGACUAUAUCUGGCAAGAAGAAAUUUGGUCGGAGUGUUCGGUGGAAUGUGGAGAAGGAAUACAACAUCGUGUAGUCACUUGCCAUCGAGUAAAUCGCUAUGGAUGGAUCGAUCCAACCCCUACAGAAGGUUGUGCAAUGGAUCAGAAACCGGCCGAGAAACAGAUUUGUAAGCUACGAGAGUGUAGCGAUAAAUAUUAUUGGGUUGCUGGUACAUGGAGAAAAUGUAGUCAUCCUUGUGGACGGAAAGGCCGACAAAUCCGUAAAGUUUAUUGUCACGAUGUAAUGGGCAAAAAGGUUGCACGAUUUCAUUGUCCAGUCGAAUAUAAACCGCAACGGAAGCGUAAAUGCAAUCAGAAGAGAUGUGGGCCAGUCACUUGCCUCGAAAUUCAGAAACGACUCAAAGCCACCACGGACGGUGAAUAUCCAUUAUUUAUUGGUGGGAGAAAUAUGACAAUUUAUUGUCAUGGAAUGUCGAGCGUCGAGCCACGAGAAUAUCUGACAUUGCUAGCUGGCGACAGCGAAAAUUAUGCGGAAAUUUACGACAAAAGGUUAAAGAAUCCACACACAUGUCCGUUUAAUGGUCAAAGGAAUGAUAGCUGUAAUUGUGUGUCUGAAUUGGGAACAGUUUCUGGUAAAACAAUGUUUAAAAGAGUACGCAUUGAUCCUACGAGACUCUAUAUUAUAGCAAAUGAUUACACGUUUUCGUGGACGAAAGGAAUGAAACGCGUAGAGUAUGGUAAAGCCGGUGAUUGUUAUAGUCUCAUUGAUUGUCCGCAAGGACGUUUCAGCAUCAAUUUAAGAGGAACCGCCUUGGGAUUAUCGCCAGCAGUUACAUGGGUUACGGAAACGUCGAGCGCUUUUUUCGCGAUCAAUAAAAUUAAUAAUCAGCGAAUUCUCGGUAAAUGCGGCGGUUAUUGUGGCUUUUGUAAGCCGAAGACAGGCCUAAAACUGGAUGUAUUACCUCCCUAGUCACAGCCAUCAAGUUUUCGUACUACAUUUAUUUGUUUUAUACAACCCGCGACAUGAGGCGUGAUAUUAUAUUUAACCACCGAUUUGCUUUAAACUCGAUUAGUUUCUUAGUAUCUUUCGGCAAUUAUAUGUACAUACGUAUGUACACACCCCCCUCCACACACACAAAAUAUUAUAUAGUAUAAUAUAUGUAUAUGUAUGUAUGUAUGUAUGCAUGUAUGUAGGUAUGUAUGUAUGUAUAUGUAUAUCGGAUAACGAUAUUGAAAUUAAUGGAUUGACGAGUUACGAACCGAUAAAUGCACAUGACAUAAUGUAUAAGUAUCACUGCCAUUACAUGUGCGAUUAUAUAAAAAUGAACAGAUAUUUUGAGAUAUAAAGCCUAUGCUGUUUUGAACAUGUAUUAUUUAUAUACGUUUAAUGAUGAUUCUUAAGCAAAUGCUUUCUAAAUUUAUAUAGACUUUAUCUAAUAAUCUACCUAUAAAAAGUGCAUAAGAACAAAUACGUUUGUGACAUAACAUAGAAUGAUCGUUUUUAAAGCAUAAAAUUUGUAGACAAAAAUUCCUAUUUUAUCUUUACAUAGUUGCAAUAGUUUUCUCCCUCUUUAUUUAUCAAGUAAAUUUUUAUCACUAUAAAAUAUAGAUGGAAAAAAGUAUGCAAUGUGUCUGCGCAUUUAAAUAUGUAAAGAUAUAUUUGUGUCAAAUUACAAACGUAUAAUUGUGCUGCGGUUGUAGAAAAUAUAGUGUCUUUCUAUGUAAAAAGAGAGUAAAAGAUAUGAGAUAAAAAAGAUAAAAGGAAAAAA
Nylanderia fulva is the source of this 7360-nucleotide messenger RNA. RefSeq names its product ADAM metallopeptidase with thrombospondin type 1 motif A. Gene Ontology annotation, cellular component: extracellular matrix. NCBI's taxonomy places the organism in Eukaryota, Metazoa, Arthropoda, Insecta, Hymenoptera, Formicidae. Gene Ontology annotation, biological process: extracellular matrix organization; proteolysis. Gene Ontology annotation, molecular function: zinc ion binding; metalloendopeptidase activity. The record is from RefSeq and is a predicted model, not a curated record.